This is a messenger RNA of Manihot esculenta (cassava), 893 nucleotides long. Its product is annotated as high mobility group B protein 1. The transcript has 8 exons. The record is from RefSeq and is a predicted model, not a curated record. NCBI's taxonomy places the organism in Eukaryota, Viridiplantae, Streptophyta, Magnoliopsida, Malpighiales, Euphorbiaceae. The coding region runs from base 170 to 667 and encodes 165 amino acids.
CGACCCUCACCAUGUCCUAAACGCUUGCCACGUUUCCUUUUCUGUCCCCACUUCAAAUAUCUUCUCGGCAUCUCUCCUUCUCCAUCUCUGCUUUGCUUUUACUUUGCUGUGCUCCGUUUCUGUUUCUGCCUCUUCUCUCAAAGCUCUUCCUCUGAAGAGGCUUCUAGCCAUGAAAAUUGCCAAAGGAAAGGGAGAAUCCAGAAAGGACAAAAAGGAAGCAUUAAAGCCUGUAGAGGAUAGGAAAGUUGGAAAGCGAAAGGCUGCUCCAAAGGCUAUUAAGAGUAGCAAAAAGAAGGCAAACAAUGAUAAAGUUAGGAAGAAUGAUCCUAACAGGCCAAAGAGGCCUCCAAGUGCCUUUUUCGUCUUUCUAGAAGAGUUUAGAAACACUUACAAACAAGAGCACCCCAACGUGAAGGCCGUCUCAGCUGUUGCGAAAGCUGGAGGAGAGAAGUGGAAAUCUCUAUCUGAUGCAGAGAAAGCUCCUUAUGAAGCCAAAUCAGCCAAAAGGAAAUCAGAAUAUGAAAAGCUUAUGACAUCCUACAACAAGAAACAGGAAAGUUCAGACGAUGAUGAUGCUGAUGGAGAAUCUGAGAAAUCCAAAUCUGUAGUGAGCAAUGAUGAUGAGGAGAGUGCAGAGGAGGACGAGGAAGAUGAGGAUGAUGACUGAAAUUUUUCGGACAUGGAAAAAGAAAUAUGGGUUUUGUAAGAUCACUAUGUUUGGAUUAAAGAAUAUGUGUGGUUUGUUUUCUGAAAUGAGCAAAAGCUGAAUGUUGCAGCUAGCUCUUGGUCGUGGUGCCAAUUAAGAUAAAAGUUCUGCUAGGCUACUUUAGGCUUUUUUGUGCAUAUACUCUUUCAUAUAUUAGUUGAAUGUAUCCUCAUCACAUUAUGCAUCA